Phytomonas sp. EM1 is the source of this 2117-nucleotide messenger RNA. NCBI's taxonomy places the organism in Eukaryota, Euglenozoa, Kinetoplastea, Trypanosomatida, Trypanosomatidae. The record is from the annotation of a GenBank genome assembly.
GACUGAAUUAGGAAAUUUACACACUUUGACAAAGGAAAAUAAACGGUAAUGGAGCGCUCAAGGCAUGAUAGACCGCUUUUUCAUCUCAUCUGUUUCUUUUGUUGCCUUGCAGUACUGGAAUCUUUAAUAUGAUCUCGCUAUAUAUAUCAGCCUCAUAAGCUCAUAGUUACUAUUAAAUAUUUUAUCAAAUCCUGUAAUUAUUGUUUUAAAGCACGGAAGAUUUCAGAAUUAUUUAGAGUGCUUUCUUGUAUCUUCCAUUUCCAGAACCCUUUCUUAGCACCAAGCAUUUUUUUUGACUUCGCCAGCAUGCAGAGAUAUAUUUGUAUUUGUACGUAUAUGUAUCCAUUUAUAGUUGUUCAAGUACUUUAGUGUAAGGCGAUCAAAUGCUAAUUGCAUUAUUAUACAAAUAAAAAAGGACUCUCUGUUAUACAUCUCUUCGUCUAGCAUGAAAGGCAAAAUGCUAUUUUCAUCACCUCUCGAUGACAUAUGGGUUGACAAAAUGUAUUUUAUGCACUUUCACCCUCAUGAUGAUGAUGAUUAGUAUUAUUACUAUUAAUUCGACAUGAAUCAAAAACGGAAAUUAUGUAUGAUUUAUCAAUUUUCAUAAGCAUGUGAGGGCAUACAAUGCAUUUUAUCUUUUAAUGGUAAUAAGAGAGGAACAUAUAUAAUAUUUUGGUUUGGUGAUUUUAUAUUGUGAGACAUCAAUUAGGUUGAGCUUUUAUGUUGUGUCCCUAAUGGGGGCAAUAUUGUGACAUUUAGUGGGAAAACAGACAAUAUUUUUUUAUAUUGAAAAUAAACAAAGUUCACGGUAAUAUUCUUUCAUUUUUUGGUCACUCUUCACAGUUACAAUUUUCAUAUAUAUAUAUAUAUACAUGUAUGUAUGUAUGUAUGUAUGUAUGUAUGUGGAAUGAAUAUAUUUGUAUAUUUCAAAAAUUAUUAAGUAUUUUGUCCCAAACAGAAUGAAUUUAUAUAUUACCUCUGACUGCAACCUUCAUUUUAAGGAUAUAAUUUGUCUCUACCACAUUUUCUUUGUUAGCAACUUUCUUUUAGACAUCUACUUAACUUUGAGUAACUAAUACAUCAGUCUUCUCACACGCUAUUACUUAACCUCCAAGAAACCUCCGUUUCAGCAUCUUAUUACCAUAACUUCUGCUUUUGAUAUUUUUUAAUAUUCCCGCUGUGCUCUUGAAUUUCACUCUAUGGUAUACUGGAGUUCUUUGUUCGUGCUUUAUGGCAUAUUUAUACAGCUGCUUCACUAUCGCAAGCUGCCUGUCGGCGUUAUGCGUCUGUGGUUUUCGCUGAACAUAGUGUUGCAAGUUAUUUUAUCCUGGGUGGCGUGUCACAUCAUUACAUUUCUGUCAAAGACUCUUAACCUUUAUGGUUUGAGCACCUCAGAAAGUUUAUCCCGUUCAGCAUGUUCCAUAAUCUUCAAAUACGUUAUGCCCUUUUAUAAUUCACACAUUCAUGUAGAGUACAUGAGUGGAUCCCUCCAUUGGGGGGAUAUUAGAAAUCAGCACUGUAUGUGUUUAACGCAUGCAAGCUUUUUUGAUGCAGUUUUAUUCCUUUUGUCGGCUCCAACUAACUAUAUUUCACAUUCAAAAACAUUUAACAAGGCUACUCUUUGGAGUCUCCCGCUCUUUGGAUACGUUAUUAAAGCUUGUGGCCACUUUCCAGUCUAUUUUGUUGAUGAGAGUAAUUCGUCUUUUAAAGUGGAUAAGCAAAAACAGGUUGAGGUGGGUGCUCGUGUGGAGAAGUUCCUGGGUGAAGGUGGCUACUUAGUUUUCUUCCCUGAGGGUGCCCUCAAUCGAACACCAGAGGUACUUAAAGAGCUCCGUUUAGGCAGUUUCAACACUAUUAUUACCCACAAAUUGCCCCUUUACUACGCUGUUUCAUAUGGCAAUCAUGAGGUAUGGCCUGCUAAUUUGAAGGGUGCACCUGGGUACCCUGCCGACAUCUAUGUCUACUUAGGUAAAUUUGAGUACAAUGUGAAUGCGGUGGAUGCACGCUCUUUGUCAACCGCACUGCAGGAGGAGAUGCAAAAGCAUUUAAAUAAUAUGCUAGCCUUACGAAAGAAACGUGGCUAUAAGCCCUGGAAUGGCACUGCUUCUCUUAAUUAA